Temnothorax curvispinosus is the source of this 887-nucleotide messenger RNA. RefSeq names its product cytochrome b-c1 complex subunit Rieske, mitochondrial-like. Lineage: Eukaryota; Metazoa; Arthropoda; Insecta; Hymenoptera; Formicidae. The record is from RefSeq and is a predicted model, not a curated record. Gene Ontology annotation, molecular function: quinol-cytochrome-c reductase activity; 2 iron, 2 sulfur cluster binding. The transcript is spliced from 4 exons. Gene Ontology annotation, cellular component: membrane. The coding region runs from base 25 to 729 and encodes 234 amino acids. Gene Ontology annotation, biological process: mitochondrial electron transport, ubiquinol to cytochrome c.
AAAUACGUUUUAUUAUUAAUAAAAAUGUUUUUUCCAAGAAAACACGUACUCAACGUUUUCGUUGCAAAUUACGAUAAACGCUUCUCAUUCUUGCUACAAUUAUACCAAAUUAACUACUUUAAGAAAUUGCGCAGAUUUGCAUAUACUGACAUACCAAAACCCAAUUUUGAUGAAUAUCGACGAAAACCCUUGAAAGAUGCUGGAACAGCUACAAAAAACGCCGACGAACGAAGAGCGUUGAGAAGCGUUGUCUCUUUUGUUGGUUGUGUUGCCGGAUUGUACGGCUUUAAAGCUCACUUAUUGCAUUAUGUAUUUUUCUUAUCGCCCUCGCGAGAUAUUUUGGCGGAGGCUCAAUUGGAAGUUAAAUUAAACGAUAUACCAGAGGGAAAAGUAUUAAUCGUUAAGUGGCGCGGCAAACCCGUUUUUAUAUACCAUCGGCCACAGUCGAUCAUAGAGCAGGAGAGGGCGGUGAACCUGUCAGAGCUGCGCGAUCCGGAAACAGACGAUGACAGGGCGAAAAGGUCGGAGUGGCUAAUUGUAUUGGGUAUCUGCACGCAUUUAGGAUGCGUGCCGAUUCCGAACGCCGGUAUCAUACGGGGCGGUUUCUUUUGUCCGUGUCACGGCUCGCACUUCGACGCGGCCGGCCGCGUGCGGAAAGGCCCGGCGUCGACCAAUCUGGAGAUACCCGAGUACACAUUCGUAAAUGACAAUAGUAUUGUUAUCGGAUAACGAUGCGUUUCUUCCGGAUCGAAACCUAUUGAAGCAUAUUAAAUGAGAUCACCGAAAAGAAUAUAAUGUACAUAUAUUGCAGGACAAAUUUCUAUACUUCCGCUUGCAAAUUCCUUGAUUGAACAAUAUAUAUAAUGGAAUUUUAUUAUAUAUAUUGU